This is a messenger RNA of Dracunculus medinensis (Guinea worm), 1170 nucleotides long. NCBI's taxonomy places the organism in Eukaryota, Metazoa, Nematoda, Chromadorea, Rhabditida, Dracunculidae. The record is from the annotation of a GenBank genome assembly.
AUGGACGCUUAUGAUGUAAUAGCUAAUCAACCAGUAGUUAUUGAUAACGGUUCGGGAGUCAUCAAAGCUGGUUUUGCUGGUGAUCAAACGCCGAAAUGUCGCUUCGCUAAUUUUGUUGGACGUCCAAAACAUGUUCGAGUUAUGGCUGGUGCACUUGAAGGAGAUAUUUUCAUUGGGCCAAAGGCAGAAGAGUACCGAGGUUUACUUUCGUUAAAAUAUCCUAUGGAACAUGGAAUUGUUACCGAUUGGAAUGAUAUGGAACGAGUGUGGCAGUAUAUUUACAGCAAAGAUCAAUUGCAAAUAUUUCCGGAGGAACAUCCUGUCCUUUUAACUGAGGCUCCGUUAAAUCCGUUGAAAAAUCGAGAAAAAUCCGCUGAAAUUUUUUUCGAAACAUUUAACGUUCCUGCGCUACAUAUACAAAUGCAAGCAGUUUUAUCAUUAUAUUCUACGGGUCGUACCACUGGUGUUGUGAUAGAUUCGGGUGAUGGAGUCACUCAUAUUGUUCCUAUUUUUGAAGGAUUUGCCAUACAGCAUGGUAUCGAACGCAUGGAUAUAGCUGGUCGAGAUGUUACGCGUUAUUUACGUCUUCUUUUACGCAAAGAAGGUAGUGAUUUUCACCGUUCUUCCGAAUUUGAAAUUGUGCGUGAAAUUAAGGAGAAGAUGUGCUACGUCACUUGUAAUGUAAUGAAAGAUGAGGGCACGGAAAGCGAAAAGAUAGCUUAUAAAUUGCCGGAUGGUUCAAAUUUGGAAAUUGGUUCUGCUAGAUUCCGUGCUGCUGAAAUUCUCUUCCGACCCGAAAUUAUCGGUGAAGAAUGGCCGGGAAUUGCAACUGCACUUGAUCUAUCAAUAAGGAGGUGCGAUAUGGAUUUGCGAAAGACUUUAUAUAGCAAUAUUGUUUUGAGUGGUGGUUCAACUAUGUUUGCUGGUUUUGGUGAUCGCUUACUUGCUGAUGUGCGUAAAGAAUUUCUUGAAAUAUUUUGUAAUUUUCAAACAAGAAAGCUUGCUCCAAAGGAUAUAAAGAUUCGAAUCUCUGCUCCACAAGAGCGCUUAUUUGGAACUUGGAUUGGCGGAUCAAUUUUAGCAAGUUUGGAUACUUUCAAAAAGCUGUGGGUUAGUAAAAAAGAAUAUGAAGAUGAAGGGAAGAAAAUAAUACAUCGGAAAACUUUUUAG